AUGUCGCAAGUAAAACUCCAAUUGUGUCUUGGACAAUUUCGCGGCGACACAACAGCUCGGCAAAUCAUAGAUUCCAGAGCAAAAGAGCUUACGAUACAUGGGAAAGUCUACCAAACAGACUCGUGGACAAAUGUGCCGAGUACUAUCCUGGAGUCCGUCUCACGAAAGCUGCAUCAACAGGACAACCAUCCAAUUUCAAUCACAAGAAAAUUGAUUGAGUCUCGUUUUCCGGGAUACCGACAUCAUAAUGAAUUCUUUCCGGUUGUAACCGUGGGCCAAAAUUUCGACUCCUUGGGCUUCCCAGUCGAUCACCCUGGACGUAGCCGAACGGACACCUACUACAUCAACAAGGAUACUGUGCUGCGUACACACACAUCUGCACACCAAGCUGAUGUCUUCCGCGCGAACACAAGCGCAGGCUUCACCAUCUCGGCCGAUGUCUACCGUAGAGAUGCUAUCGACCGCUCACACUACCCUGUCUUCCACCAGAUGGAGGGAGCCAUGACAUGGGACCGCAACACUGUACCCGAAGGCAAGACUCUCGCACAACAGAUCUGGGAAGAUGUUGAAAAGCUGCCCAAGCCCGACAUUGUUGUUGAAGAUCCUAAUCCGACUACUCACCCCGAACGUAACCCUUUGCAGACACCGCACACUCAGGAAGAGGCAGAAGCUGUCGCUGCUCACCUGAAGCGUUCUCUGGAGAAUGUGGUUGUUGAAAUCUUCUCAAAGGCCAAGGAAGCCGCUGCCGCAUCCACUGUUGAUGAAAUCCGUAACCAAGCUCAAUCACAAGAACCUCUCAAAGUCCGCUGGAUCGAGGCCUACUUCCCUUUCACCUCGCCUUCAUGGGAGCUCGAGAUCUUCUGGCAAGGCGACUGGCUUGAAGUCCUCGGCUGCGGUGUCAUCUCUCAACCUCUUCUCGACAAUGCCGAUGCACCAUCAAAAAUUGGCUGGGCUUUCGGUAUUGGUCUUGAGAGAAUUGCUAUGCUGCUCUACGAAAUCCCUGACAUCCGUCUCUUCUGGAGCAAGGACUCUCGUUUCUUGUCUCAGUUCGACGAGAAGAAGAUUCGUCGUUUCGCACCUUUCUCCAAGUACCCCGCUGCACCCCGCGACGUCGCUUUCUGGCUGCCCAAGAGUGCGCCUCAAGAUGAGGUUGUCACAUCCACCGCUUCGAACACUUCUACAUCACCUUCUCCUGCCGGUGGUCUUGCUUCCGAGGCAGCUGCACCUGCCCUUGCCUUCCACGAGAACGACAUUAUGGAGAUUGUCCGUAGCGCUGCUGGAGACUCUGUCGAAGAUGUCACUUUGGUCGAUGAAUUCACUCACCCCAAGACUGGCCGUAGAAGUUUGUGCUACAGAAUCAACUACCGCAGUCUUGAAAGCACUUUGACCAAGGAGCAAGCAAACGACAUGCAUGAGAAGAUCCGUGGAGAACUUGUCAGCAAAUUCGGCGUCGAGUUGAGAUAG
Aureobasidium pullulans EXF-150 is the source of this 1464-nucleotide messenger RNA. Its product is annotated as phenylalanyl-tRNA synthetase. Gene Ontology annotation, cellular component: cytoplasm; mitochondrion. The transcript is spliced from 2 exons. NCBI's taxonomy places the organism in Eukaryota, Fungi, Ascomycota, Dothideomycetes, Dothideales, Saccotheciaceae. Gene Ontology annotation, molecular function: tRNA binding; phenylalanine-tRNA ligase activity; ATP binding. The record is from RefSeq and is a predicted model, not a curated record. Gene Ontology annotation, biological process: phenylalanyl-tRNA aminoacylation. The coding region runs from base 1 to 1464 and encodes 487 amino acids.